AAGUAACACUGCAGGAGAGGCUGGUGCUCAAGCAAGGCCUUCACUGAUGAGUCAGGCAAUCAAGCUUUUUACAACCUUCCCCUUGACUUUCUGUCGAUCAAAAACUGUCCCACAUGGAAUAUCAUCAGCUGAGGACUCCACAGAAUGGAGCAAGAAUGAACAGAAAGUGGCUGAAAGAAAAGCAUGAACUGGAGGUUUAUUGAAUUCAUCUACUUACUGUUUAUAUGGGACCAUAUAACAGUAAAGCCUUCCCACCAGGAUCCUACAGCCACCCAGAACCAUGUCACCAAGCAGUUUGAUUGGCUUAUAUCGGACAGGGGUCCUUUCCACAACUCGAGGGGAUACUUAUCCUUUGUGGAAAGAUAUCGUCAAGGAUUUACAACCAGAUAUAAAAUAUAUAGAGAAUUUGCACGUUGGAAGGUGAGAAAUACUGCAGUCGAAAGGAGGGACUUAAUCCGGAACCCUAUCCCACUAAUGCCAGAAUUCCAGAGAAGUAUUCGCUUGCUUGGAAGAAGGCCCUCAACCCAGCAGGUGAUUGACACCAUCAUCCGAAAAUACGGAACACAUGUCCUGUCAUCUGCAGUACUUGGAGGUGAAGAAGCACUUACCAUGUACAUGGACAAAAGCAAGUUAGAUAGAAAGUCAGCAAACGCCAGUCAGAGUGUGGAGGCCCUCCAUCAACUAGCCUCAUCCUACUUCAUCGAUCGUGACGGGACCAUGCGGCGACUUCAUGAAAUACAAAUCUCUACCGGAGCAAUCAAGGUGACAGAGACUCGGACUGGACCUUUGGGGUGCAGCAGUUAUGAGAACCUUGACUCAGUGAGUUCCGUUCUACUGCAGAGUCCUGAGAGCAGACUGCAUUUGCAAGGUCUCCAGGUUGUUCUUCCUGAUUACCUGAGGGAGAAGUUUGUGCAGUCAGCCCUGAGCUACAUCAUGUGCAAUGGAGAGGGUGAAUACAUCUGUAGGAACAGUCAGUGUGCUUGUCAAUGUGCAAUGGAAUUUCCGCAAUGCAACUGUCCUACCACUGACAUCCAGCUUAUGGAAAAUACACUGGCAGGACUUUCUGAGGCCUGGAACACGGCUUAUAAAGAUUUUGAAACAUCAGAUGAGUUCAAGUCCUUCUUGAAGCGUUUGCCCACCACACAUUUCCUGACAGUGGGGAGUGUCCACCAGCUCUGGGGCAAUGACUGGGAUCUUCAGGCACGGUUCAAAAUGCUCCAGAGCUCUGUGGAGACACUGAAGCUUAAAAUCCAGCGCACAGCCCGCAAGCUCUUCAGCCUCAGUAUCCGCUGCCGUCACAACCCCAACCACCAGAUGCCUCGAGAAAGGUCAGUCCAUCAGUGGCUGAACCGAGUACAGUCUUUCCUGUACUGCAGUGAAAACGGUUACUGGGGCACCUUCCUUGAGAGCCAGAAGAGCUGCGUGUGCCAUACAGUGGCCAACGUGUGCCAGCGGACCAUCCCCUGCAACAUCGGCAGCAACAGCAGCUGCGCCAUGUGCAGCCUGGCCAACAUCUCCCUGUGCGGCUCUUGCAACCGAGGCUUCAAGCUGUACCGAGGCCGUUGCGAGCCUCAGAAUGUGGACUCAGAGCGCAGCGAGCAGUUUGUCAGCUUUGAGACGGAGUUGGACUUUCACGACCUGGAGCUGAAUUACCUCCUGGCAAAAAAGGACUCCCGGUUGUCCAUCCAGACCAUGUUCAUCAGCAACGAGAUCCGCCUGGACACCUUUUUUGACCCUCGAUGGCGGAAGCGGAUGUCGCUGACCCUCAAAAGCAACAAGAACCGCGUGGAUUUUAUCCACAUGGUGGUGGGCCUCUCCAUGAAAAUCUGUCAGAUGAGAAACAGCAGCCUGGACCCGGUAUUUUUUGUUUACAUUAACCCCUUCAGCGGCAGCCAUUCAGAGGGCUGGAAUACGCCAAUCGGCGAACAUGGUUACCCCACCUGGGAGAAAACGAGACUGCACGAUUCACCCUGUUACAACUGGACCUUGCUGCUGGGCAACAGGUGGAAGACAGUCUUCGAGACUGUGCACGUCUACCUGCGCAGCCGGGCCAAGCUGCCAGCUUCCCUGCGCAACGAGACGGCCCAGGGCCCCGUGGACCUCUCAGACCCCAACAAGCGGCAGAUCUACAUCAAGAUCUCGGACGUGCAAGUGUAUGGCUACAGCCUGCGCUUCAACACCGACCUGCUGCGCAGCGCAGUCCAACAGGUCAACCAGUCGUACGCGCAGGGGACGCAAUUCCAUUCCUCAUCUUCAGUCAUGCUGCUGCUCCUGGACAUCCGGGAGCGCAUCAACCGGCUGGCCCCUCCAGUGGCUGCGGGUAAGGCGCCUCUGGACCUCUUCUCCUGUAUGCUCAAGCAUCGCCUGAAGCUCAACAGCAGCGAGGUCAUGCGUGUCAACCAUGCCCUGGACAUGUACAACUCGGAGAUUCUAAAACAGGCGGAUCUGCUGACAACGAAACUUUGUUGACACUUUCCCAUGGGAUUUGUAAGAUGUACAGUUGCAAAAAACAAAACAAACACACACACACACACACACACACACACACACACACACACACACAUAUCACGGUGUGAUUUCUUGACGAAGCACGAGGAAUCCACGGGGACUCACCAAAUCAAUUUGUCCAAGCAUGUUUCUUAUCUCUUCAGACAUGGGCACCUUUUUUGUUCCCAUUUUAAGCAAGGGGAGGCCUUUGAGGACCUGUAAAGCGGUCAGGAGUACUCGUUGUGAACUACUGCCAUUCCAAUAUAUUGUUGACAUUCUUAUGAUUUCACAGGUGCACAUGCUAGCUGGUACCUAGCGUGAAUUUGUACAGAAAAUUUAACAGAAAAAUAAGUUCCACUGGGGCAAAUAAGGCAUUUUAAAAACAAAAUUAAGGAAAAUGUUAAGUAUGAGCACACGUGGAGCUAAACGUGGGGAACAUAGGAGCUUUUUGAGAUGGGGGGUGUGGGCAAAAUUAGGAGCUAUUUCAUUGAGUCAAUUGACCAUGUUCAGCAGCACAGUAGGUCCUUUAUAGCAACAACUGGACCCAGGAAGUACUACAACAUAGCACCAAAUAUUUGUUGCACCAAUUUCGCUCCAUGUAGUUGAACAACUGCCCCGUUAAGGGGCUGUUCACGAGCAUCUAAUUAAUUAAACACCUGCAACAAAUUCAGAAUUAAAGGGACCCAGUGGGUUUUUCACACUGAUGGAUACUAAAUAUUGCAGCCAAAAAACAAUGCAGCGAAUAUUGCCCUUUCCAUCAGGCAUUUAGAUCAGCAGUCAAAAUAUGCCUCCAACGGUAUUGACUCAGCAUUGGUUAAUGAUCAAACAGUCAGCACUUCAGCAAAAACCUAAUUGGAAAAGCUCAAGAGGGGCCACAGGUCACCUGGUAAAUUGAGAAAUAAAGAUUCAUAAGUUGACAGUGUUUACCCCUCACUGUUUGAUUAAUGAUUUACAGAUGUUUAAGGGCUGUCCACUGACUUAAUAAUUCAACAUGAGCAUCGUUCUCUUCAUCAUCAGUACAAAAUGCUUGGAGGGAGCUGGUAGUAUUUUACUUAGUCUCAAUAAUAAAGAGAAAAAGCUGAAAAUGCAAACUGGACCAGGCAGCUUUUAAAAAAGGAAAAGACUGGCCAGUUUUUGUGUGGGAGAUACUUCCUUCAUGGGAGACUCAAUUUUACUCUGUCAGAUGCUGACUAACCUGUGCAUUUCCACCAUUUCUUUUUUUUACACUUCAGAUUUCCAGUAUCGAUUUUCUUUUUGUUCAAUUAUUUUAUCUCUAACUUUUUUUUACUUUUGAAAGCCUCCUCUCCCUGCGGGGCAUCUUAUUUUUGGUUGCAGACUGCUUGACUUCUGUCGGUGCAGUUCGAUAGUGGGAGUUCUGGGCUUGCAUGUAGUUUUUUUCUUCCCUUUGGGGUAUCUCCUUGGCUCUGGAGCCUUGAGAACAAUGAACUUUGUCACUUGUGUGAAUGUCGGAUUCUAGUAUCCAGGCAGUUUGGGCUGGGAAAAAUGAAUGGUCCAAGUGAAGCAGCUGAUCAGUUUCCUCACACACCACCUCCCCUCUCAGCCCUAAAGAUGAACUGUGAAAAUGUGAUACAGUUAACACCAAAUGCAUUGUGAAAUUGUAAUUGAAAGGAAUUAGACUUGAGGUGUUCCUAUUAUUCUAGGGCCUGAUAUGCAACGGAUAAUAAUCCCAUAUUUUAUCCUUUUGUAUCCAUGGGCUUUACAGUGGAAAAAUAGCUAAUCAUAAUUCAUGAAGUACAGCGUUAUUCCUGUCCUCAACUUUGUUUCUGUGCAUUGGUCAUCCUCCCUUGUUGUCGGGAGUCUUACUCAUCUUAAAAACUGAGUAGCCAGCAGUUGUGCCUCACAUACUCUGGUUCCUACUCCCAUUUCAAUUUUUAUUAUUAGCUGUCACUUGUGUUCAUAAUUCUACCAAUCCUUUAAACCUAUUUAAUGAAAAAGCUUCUUUUGUGAAGAUUAUUGUUGUGAAUGAUUUAUUUAUCAUGUUCUUUAAGAAAUAUAAGAAAGUAAAAGCUGAACAAUUGCUUAUGUUAUACAAGUUCCGAUUAUUUUCAGCAAAUAGCAUCUUUAAUAUUGGUUUCAGUGUUUCCCCACCUUUGCACAAUACUGCUAGAGUUUCUCCAACAAAGUCUGGUUUUCUCAGAAUUAAAAGUGACACUCUCCCUGCCAAGUUCAAGCAUUGAUUGGGGUAUUAUCAUUCACGCCUGCACCCUGUGCGUUUGGAAAGUGGGAAUGGUUGCCAUUCCCAAUCACCAUACAUUGGUGGAAAUGCACAAUGUUUGUGAGGUCAGGAAAAGCGUCGCUGUGGAUACUUUGUUUUCUUUCCCUGACCUCCAACCCCUGCCCCAGGAUGGGAAGCCCUGUCCUUCAUGACAUUUGGAUGAGCUAUUGGAGAGGUGGCUGUGGAAUUCUGUUCCCCUCCCCCCACCCUGCAACCAGCUCCCCUGCAAUGAGACUCAGUGCCUUUGGUAAUGUAAAUAAUGUUUAUCACCGUUUUCCUAUUUCCCAUUCAAUUUUAGGAUCACCUGGUUUAGGUUGCAUAUUGGCUUGUCAUUCUGGCAUAUGCUUUCUCAGUAUUAGUGGCGUUGGCAGGUGAUGAGAAACAAGUGAAUCAACUGACAUAAACGCAGCAAUUAUGAAUAUUAUGAAUCUGGUGUUUUGUCUAUCAUUGUGAGGAUAUCAUUUAACCAGGCCCUUUGAUCUGGUCUACGUGGAACAAUGUACUUUAUCACUUUACACCAGAGAUAAGAUGGAAGAAGCAGAAAUAUAAGAUUCAGAAGAGGUUUCAUUCUCUAUUUUGUCUGAAUGAAUACACCAUUCUCAUUCAUCCAAACAUUUAUAGGGUGCACUAAGGGGAUUAUUUCAUCAGGAGCACUGUUGACCUUCACAUUCUGAAUCUUGAAAAGCAUCCAGAGCCUGUGUCUGUUCUGUGGGGCUUCAAGGAAUGAUUCAUGGAGUCAAAGUGGUGAGAAACCUGUUUCAAAGUUGAUCAUCUUCUCCUAGGUAUCCUGAGUAGGCUUUGUAAAUAUAGGACUUGCUCAACAAGCUUGCUCAUUUUCUGAGAGAUGCUAAGUAUAACAUCAACAACAUGGUAGUCAACUUGGGAAGUGCAGAUCCUCUCCUUAGCAUCUAGUUGUAGUGUUUAUCCCUCUACCUUCUUGAAGUUUCCAUAUCCAAUACACAGUGAUUAAACACCCAUUAUGUGCUCUCAAUUUUGUGUUCUUUAAUUUCAAUUUUAUUAUAUUCCACCUAUUCUGACCAACAAUGGAUGUUGGCACAGGUUGAUUUAAAUAUGCCCUUCAGUGAUCGCAUCAGUGUAGCCUUUUCAGGAGAACCAACACAGUUUGAUAACGAUAAGGUACAAUUUUGAACCAAAUGUACAUAUGGACAAUGAUCGCUUGAUAGUACAGAACUUAAAUUUUUCUGAAAAGAUAGACAUGUUGCAAAAGCUUUGCAUCUUGUACUCAUCAGGACAAACACAAAAAUGCCAAAUUUCAUUUGAUCACAAUAAUUUAUACUGCAGGAAAAAAGUGUGCUGAUUGGUUGGUAAGCCAACUCUGAAUGGCUGAAGGGCUGCCCUGAAGAAAGCAACAGGGAACUUGCGUCUUUUUUGAAUUACCUGGUAGCUUGGGGAGCCUUGUGUUCUCCAUGGCAACACCUCAGUCAUUCAGGGUCAACUUGCCAAACCAAUCAGCACCCUUUUCUCUUGUAGCAUAUAUUGUUGUGAUCAUUUGAAAUUUAGCAUUCAUGCAUUUGCCCUGAUGAAUGCAAUAUUUCUCUCUUUUCAGCAAUCUAUGGAAGAUACUGUAAAGAAAGUUCAAAUUUUGAAUCUUUUAAAGUCCCCCUUUCAGAGCCUGCCUGUCUUUGCUUUGUCAGACUGAUUGUUUGCAUUGUUGAAUAUUCUCAAUCAACAACCCCAUAAAUUAAUAAGUACCAGCAGCUGUGGCUGAAAGCUGAGAAUAAAACCUGGGGGAGAAUUUUCUCCCCAUUGGGUGGGCCGGUCGGGAGCAGGCAUGGGUGGGUGCAGAGCCAAUUGCUGCCCUCGAUCGGCAGUGAACCGCCAUUUUGUGUGGGCGGGCCAAAUAAGGCCCGUCCAGUGUGACACAAGCUCAGUAGUGC
Molecule: messenger RNA, 6621 nt
Organism: Carcharodon carcharias (great white shark)
Lineage: Eukaryota; Metazoa; Chordata; Chondrichthyes; Lamniformes; Lamnidae
Gene: brinp1
Product: bone morphogenetic protein/retinoic acid inducible neural-specific 1
Exons: 8
Coding region: 184-2469 (761 amino acids)
Biological process (GO): negative regulation of mitotic cell cycle; positive regulation of neuron differentiation
Source: RefSeq, a predicted model, not a curated record